AUGAAAGCAGGCAGGGUCGAAAACCGGAAGGCAGUCCCCGGGCAAAAACAGGAUGUUCAAUGUGCUGAACUCAACCAGUAAGGUUCUAUGGUUGUAAAACCAGGACAGCCUCUCACCAUCUCCUGUAAAGUCUCAUAUUCAGUAUCCAGCUAUGGUACAGCCUGGAUUCGACAGCCUGCAGGGAAAUCACUGGAGUGGGUUGGAUUAAUAUGGUAUGAUGGAAGCACCGAUUACAAAGAUUCCCUUAAGAACAAGUUCAGCAUCUCCAGAGACACCUCCAGCAGCACAGUGUCUUUACAAGGAAGCAGCCUGCAGACUGAAGACACAGCUGUGUAUUACUGUGCCCGAGACACACAGCGAAGCAAUGUGUGUAGCUGGGGUUUCGAUUACUGGGGUAAAGGUACAACGGUGACUGUAACAACAGCUCAGCAAGCUACACCAGAUGUCUUCCCCCUUGUUAGCUGCGGAAGCUCCUCGGAGUACGUCACCGCGGGCUGCAUCGCUAGAGGAUUCAUGCCCGAUGGUUUGAGCUUCAAGUGGACGAAAGACGGCAGCGAUUUGCCCGGGUUCGUGCAGUAUCCGAGCGUGCUGUCAGCCGGGAAAUACACCAGCGUCAGUCAAAUUCGGCUGAGAAGGGAGGACUUGGGAAAAUCGAAACUCCAGUGUGUCGCAGAUCAUGGAGGCAAACAGAUACCUGCUGACCUGACACCACCAGAAAUGCCAAAACCAACACCACCAAUGCCUCCAACCCUUUACCUAAUGGUUCCAAAUCAGGAGGAAUUAAUGCAACACAAGACCGCUUCCUUCGCCUGCAUAGCCAGUGAAUUUUCUCCCCUUGACAACUCAUUUAAAUGGCUGAGGAAUGGCAAAGCAUUAGCCCCAGGCGACGGAGUAGUCAUAAGUCCUCCUGUGCUUGAGGGUGAGGGGAAAGUCUUCACUGCAAGUAGCUUUUUGCGUGUCAGGCAAAGCUUAUGGACGGAUGUGGAUUCAUCUAUUUCAUGUAAAUUUGAAGGCAAAGCUGGAACUGUGAUGAAGACAGCUAGAUACGCUUCAGACUCCACAGGAUGCGAGGACAUACCAGUUCAAAUUGAGAUUCUUCCCCCGUCACCAGAGGAGUACUUCCUAAGCGACACUGUCACUCUCACCUGCAAAGCCAGCUGCAAGGGACAAUGUGAUGCGAGCAAAUUCAAUAUUACCUGGGAGUCACAGGAUGGACGGCCUCAUGUUUUGGUCACUGAGGAACCAGAUGACAGCUACGCAAUCUCCAAGGUCCGAAUUUCGUAUGAAGAGUGGAAAAGUGGCACCGAGUUUGUCUGUAUAGCACAGCAUGAUGACAGUCCCUCACCAAAAAGGUUCUCUUACAAAAGAGAAAGCGGAGGAAAGUGGGAGACUCCCUCUGUCUUUAUAAUGACCUCUUCAGAUCAGCGUAAGGAACAGGUGACGCUCACCUGCUUUGCCAAAGAUUUCUACCCCAAGGAUGUUCUGAUUACUUGGCUUGCUGAUGAUCAGUCUGUGGACAGCUCACAGUUCCAUACUACCAAUGUGAUUCAGACAGGAAACACAUACUCAGUCUACAGCCAGCUGACAGUCCCUGCCUCAACCUGGGAUAGUGGUGUGUUGUACGGCUGUGCAGUGCAUCAUGAAACUUUAAAGGACAAAGUGGUGAAAACAAUAAUCAGGACCACUAGCCGUGCUACCAACGUCACGGCGAUAUAUGAGCACUGGGGCUGCAAUACCUCAGAUAUUGAUGGUGACAGUUCAGCCAACACAGCCAUCGCCUUCAUAAUCCUCUUCCUCAUCAGCCUCUUCUGCAGCAUUGGGGCUACUGGCUUCAAGAUAAUUGACGUGGUGAAUUUCGAGAUGACGGCAACUGAAAAUAUAUGUAAAGAAACAAGAAUCGACUCUCCCAGCAUCACACUGUACCACCAGCUCAGCGACAAAACAUCAGGGGCCACAAACAUUAGUUUGAUCUGCUAUGUGACAUGGAAUAACCCUAAAGCCAUUACUGUUGAAUGGCAAAAAGACAACAAUCCUUCAAAAUUGUCUGACAAUAAGCAAGAAUUCAAGAAUGGGGAGGAGGGGAAGGAAAAAUACAGCCUUAUUAGCCAAGUGGAGGUUGACAUUGAAGACUGGCACUCGGGGUCUGAGUAUACCUGCAAAGCUACCCACGAUAAAAAAGAUUUCAGCAAACGCAUCAGCAUUUGCUCAGAUUUCCCUGUUUCCACACCCACCAUUUCCCUGGAGGAGCCCAAUCUAGACAGUGAUAUGAGCUAUGAAAAGCUUACAGCCACAUGUACAGUCCUGACCCCCUACAAGACCACUAUGUCAUGGUUUCGGGAUGGAGAUGAGAAAAACAAAUUGUCAAAAACAAGGACUGUUUCCCCCACCAUUACUCUGUACCACCAACUCAUCAACAACCCAUCAGGGGCCACAAAAGUCAGUCUGCUCUGCUACCUGACAGGAUAUUAUCCAGAUGACAUCACAGUGGAAUGGUCUGUAAAUGACAGCCCUGUGAGUUUGUCUACAGUUCAGAAAAAAUUCCAGAAUGUCAACGGGGGAGACACAUUAUACAGUCUCAGCAGCCAAGUGGAGGUUGACAUUGAUGAGUGGCACUUGGGCUCCAAGUAUACCUAUUUUCCCAUGUCUUCACCACCCAUUGACCUGGAGAAGCCCAAUCUAGACAGUGAUGCAAGCCAUGAUGUUGCAACAGCUAUAUAUACAAGGAUUGUCCCCCCCGCCAUUACUCUGUACCACCAGCUCAGCAACAACCCAUCAGAGGCCACAAGAGUCAGGUUGACCUGCUCCUUGACAGGGUAUUACCCAGAUGACAUCACUGUUGAAUGGCUGGUAGACAACAAUCCUUCAAAUUCGUCUGAAGAUAAGCAAAAAUUACGGAAUGUCAAGGAGGGAUACACAACAUACAGCCUAAGCAGCCAAAUGAAGAUUGACAUUGAAGACUGGCGCUCGGGCUUUGAGUAUACCUGCAAAGCUACCCACAAUAAGAAAGAUUUCAUCAGACACAUCAGCAUUUGCUCAGAUUUCCCUGUUUCCUCACCAACCAUCUACCUGGAGAAGCCCAAUCUAGAGAGUGAUAUGAGCUAUGAAAAGCUUACAGCCACAUGUACAGUCCUGACCCCCUACAAGACCACUGUGUCAUGGUUUCGGGAUGGAGAUGAGAAAAACACAUUGUCAAUUCAGAAAAAAUUCCGGAAUGUCAACAGGGGAGACACAUUAUACAGUCUAAGCAGCCAAGUGAAGAUUGACAUUGAAGACUGGCACUCGGGCUUUGAGUAUACCUGCAAAGCUACCCACAAUAAGAAAGAUUUCAUCAAACGCAUCAGCAUUUGCUCAGAUUUCCCUGUUUCCUCACCAACCAUCUACCUGGAGAAGCCCAAUCUAGAGAGUGAUAUGAGCUAUGAAAAGCUUACAGCCACAUGUACAGUCCUGACCCCCUACAAGACCACUGUGUCAUGGUUUCGGGAUGGAGAUGAGAAAAACACAUUGUCAAUUCAGAAAAAAUUCCGGAAUGUCGACGGGGGAGACACAUUAUACAGUCUAAGCAGCCAAGUGAAGAUUGACAUUGAUGAGUGGCACUUGGGCUCCAAGUAUACCUGUAAAGCUACCCACAAUAAAAAACAUUACAUAGAACACACCAGCAUUUGCUCAGUGAAUCCAACCUCCACUCAGACAGCAGAGAUGUUCCUUCUUGGUCCCUCCAUCCACACCACACUGAAUCGUGAGGACCUUCCUUUCACCUGUCUGCUGGUCGCUUAUGGCAUGCAGAACUUCUCCAUCACCUGGAAGGUGAAUGGCGAGGCAGGGCAGGCGCACAGUACAACAGAGCGUACACAGAACGCCAACGGAACCCAGACGUGGCGCAGCACGUUCACCAUGAAGGCCCGCGAUUGGCACAUGCACAAAAAUGUCUCCUGUGAAGCCAGGCAUGUGUGCUCCAGCAAGCCACAGCUGAUGUCCCUGGAGAAAGCCAGAGAUCCCAAGCAGCCCAGUGUUCAGAUUCUAGAACCGUCCGAAUCAGAGCUGGAAAAAUCGAGCGAAGCCACCAUAGUCUGUCUGGUGUCCAAUUUCUUUCCCUCUGACAUUGAUGUUUACUGGGAGCUGAAUGAGAGCAAGCUACCAGAAUCACAAUACACCAGCAGCCCUGCACUCAGAUACUCUGGCAACAGCAGCUAUUCCAUGCACAGCAAGCUCCUGGUGCCCAAGUCCCAGUGGAAAGAUGGAGCAUAUUCCUGCGUGGUCAGGCACGAGUCAUCUAAGAGCCCGCUCAGGCAUACCGUUUCUGAUGUGUUUGCCUCAGUGAUCCCAUCCCCGCCUCAAGCCACCCUGCUGCGUUCCUCCACGGAGCUCGUCUGUCUGGUGUACGGCUUCAGCCCGUCUGCCAUCAAUGUCAGCUGGAUUCUGAGCGAUGACACGCAGCUGGUGGAGCAGAACACCACCGCUGCAUCCAGGGGGCCCGAUGGGCGAUUCACCAUCCGCAGCCACAUGCGCCCCUCCUUCUGGAAACCGGGGGUCACCUACAGCUGCAGAGUGGAACACGUCACAACCACUCUGCUACUCAACAUAAGCCAGCAAGAAGUUAUUAGGGAGGAUGACUACUUUGAUGAAAACACACAUGACACACCCGAUGUGGAAAAUGCUGGCGAAAUCUGGAACACUGCCUGCACCUUCAUCAUCCUCUUCCUCAUCACUGUGCUCUACAGCAGCUUUGUCACUUUAAUAAAGGUGAAAUGAUGGUAAGGCCUCAUAUCCAACAGAUGGUGACAUAUGAAAGAGUAAAAUGGUUGACGUCUUCCAAACCAG
This is a messenger RNA of Megalops cyprinoides (Indo-Pacific tarpon), 4818 nucleotides long. RefSeq lists its product as uncharacterized. NCBI's taxonomy places the organism in Eukaryota, Metazoa, Chordata, Actinopteri, Elopiformes, Megalopidae. The record is from RefSeq and is a predicted model, not a curated record. The transcript is spliced from 23 exons.